UGCUGGGCACACAGCGGGAAGAAGGGGCUGCGAGGAGGCUGAGAGGACGGAGCAGGUUAUUGUGUAGCAGAAAACCAUGGGCAAUUUCAAAGGUCAUGCCCUUCCUGGAAGCUUUUUCCUUCUUUUUGGCUUGUGGUGGUCAGUGAAGUAUCCACUGAAGUAUCUGUGUCGAAAAAACAAGAGCGCCUGCUACCUUGGUUCCAGGGCAGGAUUUCAGCGCCUGGAAUUUGUUGAGGGGAUCAUCAAAGCUGCCUUUGCCCUGAUUGGAAUGGUGGCUGAGCAGUUUGUUCCUGAUGGACCUCACCUGAAGUUGUACAAUUACGAGGAGCAACACUGGGAUCACUUGAUGAACUGGCAGCACGCCACCAUGUAUCUCUUCUACGGCAUUUCAGGGCUGGUUGACAUCGUGGCUCACGGGACAAACACCUUGCCAGUGGCCGUGGACCGAAUGGUGCUUUCCUUAGCAGUUUUUAUUGAAGGUUUUCUCUUCUGUUACCACCUUCAUGGGAGAGCCAUGCUGGAUGUCCAUGUUCAUCAGUUAUUGUUAUUUGCUAUCUUUGGAGGAGCUGUUUGCAUUUUCCUGGAAGUUUUCUUCCGUGGCAGUAUUGUACUAGAGAUGCUCCGUACCAGCCUCUGCAUAUUGCAAGGUAGCUGGCUCUGGCAGAUUGGCUUUGUUCUUUAUCCUCCAAAUGGGAGCCCAGAAUGGAAUCAAAUGGAUCAUACUAACAUGAUGUUCCUGACAAUGUGCUACUGCUGGCAUUAUGCUUUUGCUUUUCUUAUCCUUGCAGUGAAUUAUGCAAUCGUCAGCUGGGCAGUUCGUUCAAAGGUUAAACAGUCCCAAUCCAUGGAGCUGGGGUUACUGAAAACAUCUGAACGGGAUCAGGAGUCCGAAGAUGAAAUUUAGUAUGAAGGGGACUUUACCACUUUGCCCACUCUGCUAUUAGGCUAAUUGUUACCUCAUUUCUAGGCUUGUUUACCAUCUUAUUCAUCCUUUAUACAACUUGCUAUGCAAAUAUCAUCCUUGGGAUGACUGUAUAGAACUGCACAGUUAGAUUUUUAUUUGCAGAAGUUAAGCUGGGUGUGUGGUGAUUCCAAUACCUUGCUCACCAUGUAUGUCAAUGGAAAAACAGAUUAAUAUUAGACAGACUUGGACUGGAUGAGGUGACGUUACCAAGUCUGUGAGUUAGACUCAUUAACAGCCAAGCAAAAUGGUUUUCUUCUGCUUUUUAAGGAACUGAUAAAUGAACUAAUUAAGAUGUCCAAGUAAGUGCUUUUGCUGAACUGCAAUUUCCUGUGCACACCUUGAAARAAGUAGAACCACACAGAAAGUGAUAGUCUUAUAGGUGCCUCUUCCAACACAUUCGUGUCUUUGCUUGUAGCUUUGUGUUAAAUGGAAAGAGCUACUCACUGCAGAUCCAUUCAGCAUUUCUGUGAAGAUUAUGUAGUUUGGUCAUGCUCAUAUAGACACUUCCAAACUUCUACAGGAGGACCAAAGAGG
This is a messenger RNA of Nothoprocta perdicaria, 1498 nucleotides long. RefSeq names its product transmembrane protein 45A (gene TMEM45A). Lineage: Eukaryota; Metazoa; Chordata; Aves; Tinamiformes; Tinamidae. The coding region runs from base 77 to 904 and encodes 275 amino acids. The transcript is spliced from 6 exons. The record is from RefSeq and is a predicted model, not a curated record.